Rotaria sp. Silwood2 is the source of this 696-nucleotide messenger RNA. Lineage: Eukaryota; Metazoa; Rotifera; Eurotatoria; Philodinida; Philodinidae. The record is from the annotation of a GenBank genome assembly.
AUGGAAUCUAGUCCUCGAACAGCAUCUAUUAUUGUUAAUGAUCUUGAACAACGUCUUAAAAAUCUUUAUAUGACACGUGUACAUGAUGAACAAACAUUAAAUGAUCUUGAAUCUCUUCUUAUUGAAUGUUCAAAUCAAUUAAAUCAUCUUAUUUCUUCAUCAAAUCCAACAUUAGUUGCAAUUAUUCUUCCAACACUUCUUCAUACAAUAAUAUCAUUAUUAAAAAGUUGUGCAGAAAAAUCAGAUAUAAUUAUAUCAGGAUCAUAUUUAUCACAAGAUAAACUUACAUCAUUAAUAACAAUGACUAAAACAUUACAUAAUCAAAUAAAAGAAUUUGUUAAAUCACCUAUACUUAAAAUAAUUUUAAUGAAAUCAACUCAACAAAGAUAUUUUUGUGAACAAUUACGUCUUGUAUGUGAUUCAAUAGCUAAUACAGAUAUUGUUACAACAUUAAUUUGUCAUAAACUUAUUGUUAAAUUAUUAACAGGAUGUGAUGAACAACAACAAGAAUCACAGGAACAAUUAUUAUCUAGUAAAAUUGAAGAUGUUAAUGAUGGUUUAAUAGUUGCUGUCUAUAGAAGUGUAUUACAACAGAUGGCUACUAUUUGCUCAAAGAAUUUACCAGAUAAAUCAGAUAAUAAUCGAGAAUCUCUAACUACUAAGGUAUUUUUUUUUCUUCUUAUGGUAUUCAUUUAG